Megalobrama amblycephala (Wuchang bream) is the source of this 2713-nucleotide messenger RNA. RefSeq names its product GTPase IMAP family member 8-like. Gene Ontology annotation, molecular function: GTP binding. The transcript is spliced from 5 exons. The coding region runs from base 167 to 1918 and encodes 583 amino acids. Lineage: Eukaryota; Metazoa; Chordata; Actinopteri; Cypriniformes; Xenocyprididae. The record is from RefSeq and is a predicted model, not a curated record.
UUGGAACUUUUAUAAUGAAAAAAGCCAUUUUACAAUGAAAUGCAACCAUUUUCGUCAAUUUUUCUUUAGAAAUAUGCAAUAAAGACACUAAAAAGGACAGAGGAGAAUUGAUCACUGCGAAGGAUUAAUUAUUAUUUCAAGCAAGAUAUUUUAUUUGGCUUUUACAAUGGCAGAUGAACUGCGAUUAGUGUUAUUAGGAGGAUAUCAGAGUGGUAAGAGUAAUGUGGCACACUCCUUUUUAAAUGUUAAAUGUGAAUCUGACAAAAUAACCACACAGUGUGUGAAGAUGGAAGGAAACAUACAUGGCAGGAAAAUCAUUCUUGUGGACACCCCAGGCUGGUGGAAGUGUUAUCAGUUAUGUGACACCCCAGAGCGUCUGAAAGCGGAGCUUGUUAGGAGCACAAAUAUCUGUCCACCUGGACCUCAUGUUUUCCUCCUGGUGAUGGAAGUUGAUUUUGGUUUCUCAGAGAAGCACAGGAAAGUAGCCGAGAGCCACAUGCAGUUCAUUGGUGAUGACAUCUGGAAUCAAACCAUAAUAGUCUUCACAAAACUCAAACAUUUGGGUGACAAAACUGUAGAGCAAUAUGUAGAACGUGAAGGGGAAAACUUGAACAAGCUUACUCAAAAAUGUGGAAACAGAUAUGUUGGCUUUGACACUAACCUUGAUACAGAUGGCUCCCAGGCGAAGGAAUUAUUUAGGCAGAUAGAGAAACUUGUUGCUGAAAACAAUGGCUGCUUUUUUCAAGUUGAUGCGAGCAGGCUGAUGGAUCUGGAAAUUACAAUGAAAAAUGUGGAAGAGAAAGCAGCUGCCAGAGAACACAAAGUUUUGGAGAAAAGAAGAAAACUGAAAGAAAUUAAAAAUGCAGAUGCAGGAAAUGAUGCUACACCUCUGAAUAUUGUGCUGCUGGGCUGGGUCCUGUCAGGCAAGACAUUAACUGGCAGUGUCAUCUUGGGCACUGACAUUUCAUUUGACAAGACUAUGAAGUGUGUCCGGACAUGUGGAGAAGUGAAUGGACGACAGAUCACUGUGGUGGACACACCAAGCUGGUGGAAAUUCCUUCCGCAACAACUGAACACAGAUUCAGUGAAAACUGAGAUCUUGAAGGCAAUGGAUUCUUCCCCCCAUGCCUUCCUCUUGGUUAUUCCAGCAGACACAUCGUUUUUAGAAGAGCAGUUGGGAGUCAUAUUAGACAACAUGAGACCGCUUGGAGAAAAGGUCUGGAGGCAAACCAUGGUGCUCUUCACAUGGGGAGGAUCAUUAGGAAACAAACCAAUUGAGUACCACAUUGAAAGUGAAGGGGAUGCCCUUGUGAGACUCAUUGAGAUGUGUGGGAACAGAUAUCAUGUGUUUGAGAGCAUGAGAGAGGAUCGCACCCAAGUAAAUCAGUUACUGGAGAAGAUUGAGGAAAUGAUAAUGGAAAGUGCUCUGCUGAAAAGCAAUGAUGAACAUCAGGAAAAGAAAAAGAAGUCUCAAGAAAGAGAAGCCCUAUCGGAGUGGCUUCCAGUUAAGGAUGUAAAAAAAUUACUUAAUGAAGAAUGGGAGAGGAGUGAUGCUAUAAUGAAAGAGAUGUUGAAAACAAUCAGCCCACAAACAGCUGUCAAACGAGGAGAGAGCAUAGAGUUGCCUCUUGAUUUAAGUGGAGAAGCAAUAAAUACAGAAUUAUUUAUCAACAAACACCAGUUAAAAGAUGCACUUGAGAGGGAAUGGAAUCGUCGGGAAGCAGUAGACAGCUCUAGGAUCCAAUAUAAACUAAAAUGCCUGGAUGCCAAUGCAGACAUGUCCUCAUGUGUCGAUGAUGAGGACAUACAGAUGUCUUUGGCUAAAGUGCACGACUGGUAUCAAAGAUAUAACUCAUCAGACUAUGCAAGUGUUUCCAGCUGUGAGGAAUGUGACAAGACUCAACAGGAUAGAGAUUAAUCUUUAAGCUUCUAAGACAUUCUGAUGCAUGUUUCAAUUUUAUUAUUGUCAUGCAGUUAUUACUAUAGUAUGCAUGUCAUUUUCAUAAACAGAUUCUUGCUUUUAUUAUCUUUAAUUUCUUUGAUCAAUAACAGUGUAUUUUUUGUGAAUAGAAGAUGAACUCUGUAUAUAUAUUUACAGUAAUUGAUUCCUUUGAAAUAUCAAUCUCAAUACAAUAAUAAAUGUUUACAGAAAGGCAAAUAAUUUUGUGGAGAUAUUCUGUUAAAUCAUAUGAUCUGUUGGCUUGUAGUUCACUUGACUGUAUUCAGCUAGAUGUCUGUUGUUUGAUUUUCUGGCUGGAGGGGCAGAGGCAAAACUCACAGCUGCGUAAUUCACAUCUGAAUCUCUAAUCUGUUUUUUUUUUUUUUUUAAAUGCACAGCUUUUUUUCUGCUUGAGAACCAAAUCAACAUUUGUAAUAUUUAAAGUAUUAGUAAUAUAUAUAUUAUAGUACAGAAGACAAUUGAAAAAGAAAAUUACCUCACAUGAUGUAUGAUUUGUAGAUCCUUCAAAAUGUACAGACAUUUAGUUAAACUUUGCCAUAUACAUUUGUGAUUGAAUACUUAAAGAGUUUGCACAACAUAUUUGUAUAUUACACUGUAUAAUACUUUUUCUGGAUCAAUAGCCUAUCCAAUUAAACUCUCCUUAACUAAUGUAAAGAGUGGGUGUAAUUUUACCUCUAUGCCUUUUUCCCCAGCGUUUGCAGUGAUCAACAAGGAGUGUGAUAAUUACUAUCACAAAAACAACAUUGGAGGAUA